Molecule: messenger RNA, 1053 nt
Organism: Knipowitschia caucasica
Lineage: Eukaryota; Metazoa; Chordata; Actinopteri; Gobiiformes; Gobiidae
Source: the annotation of a GenBank genome assembly
AUGGGCAGGAAGAAGAGGUUGAAACUAUCUAAUCGAGCCGGGGCGAGUUUAUUCAGGGUCAGUUUGGGAGCUUUGGCCCCACGGUCAAAGGUAGCUGCAGUUCAGACUGAGCCUUAUGCAGAGAUGGACCAGGUCUCCUUCCCGCCUCUGUCCCGUGUUGUGGUCUCUGGUGGGACUCAUGGAAAUGAGCUGUCUGGCGCUUACAUUGUGAGACAGAUGCAGAAAGAGAACUCGGAUCAAACCGGUUCCAUGUCCGUCUGCCCCAUCCUCAACAACCCCCCAGCCAUCGAUGCUUGCAGGAGAUACAUAGACACAGACCUCAACCGAUGCUUUACAGAUGCCCUACUGAAUGCUCAGCUCACAGACACCUCUCCCAGUGAACUCAGGCGGGCCCAUGAGCUCAACUCUCUGCUGGGGCCCAAAGGAAGUGAGGGGGCCGUGGACCUGCUGUGUGACCUGCACAACACUACCUCCAACAUGGGGCUGUGCUUCAUCCUGAACGUGCUCGACUGGAUCCCCCUCCACAUCGUCAAAUACGUGCAGAACAAGAUGCCCUCUGCUCCUUCAAGACUAAUCCAUACCAAUGCUACAAAAUCUGAGGGUUAUUCUGUAGAUUCUGUGGCGAAACAUGGCUUUGCCAUUGAAGUCGGUCCUCAGCCGCACGGCGUUCUCAGAGCCGACGUCUACAACAUGAUGAAAGAGGCGGUGGGGCACACUCUGGAAUGGCUCAAUGAGUUUAAUACUGGAACAACAUUUCCAGGUGGAGAGAUGGAGGUAUUUGUGCGUGAGAAGGCCGUGGACUACCCCAGAGACCCGGAGUCUGGGACACCUGCUGCUGUCAUUCACCCCGAGCUCCAGGAUAAUGACUUCAAGCUCCUGCGACACGGCGACCCCAUGUUCAAGUCGUUUUCUGGUGAGACGCUGAACUAUGAGGGGGAGGACCUGUACCCAUUCUUUAUCAAUGAAUGUGCAUAUUAUGAGAAGCACGUUGCCUUUUGCUUAGCCAAACGGAGAACAAUUACACUUCCAUCGAUACAGGUGAAGGAAACAUGA